Plasmodium gonderi is the source of this 1818-nucleotide messenger RNA. RefSeq lists its product as hypothetical. The coding region runs from base 1 to 1818 and encodes 605 amino acids. The record is from RefSeq and is a predicted model, not a curated record. Lineage: Eukaryota; Apicomplexa; Aconoidasida; Haemosporida; Plasmodiidae. The transcript has 5 exons.
AUGAAGGGAUACUACUUGACGUAUGUCUCAAUUUUGAUUUUCUUUUUUUUUACAAAGCCGAUAUGCAAUGAGAAUCUCCUUUCCAUGGAGAGGAUCAAACAGAGCAUGCGGAAAAAUAAUGUGUUGGAUGAAUUGAAAGGAUUUUCGAACUUGGCAUUAUUUUAUUUGUACAACGCCUUAAGGUGCACAUUAACACAAGAAAUUUUUGAGGCAUAUGAAGAUGAAACAUAUAAGAAAGCGAUAUUUCUCGUGAAGCAUAAUUUUAUACAACUGAUGCGUAGAAAAAAUGAUAGGAAUUUGUGGUUGUUCUUUGAGCUCAAACUUUCCGAAUCGUUAUUAUUUUCAAUUGGUGAAAUAGAGGCAAAUAUGAGGAAUAAUGGAAUGGGGUUUCAAGAAAUGUACAACGAGCUCAUACUAUCUGAUCCUUCCUUCAGCCGUGUAUCAAACCUAGAGAUGAACAUAUGCUCCAGUCAUAUUUUUUUUGUUGAGAAGACUAGUUUACAUUUGACCCUUGUCCCUUUUUUAUUGGAAGAAACGGACAUAACAGCGAAAUUAUACACAGAGGAAGUAAAGGAGUCGCUACGGAAGACAUUAAAUUUGUUUAACUUUUACAUGCUGCAAAUAAAUGAGCAUAACGUAAAAAUUUCGAAUAUGUAUAAAAAGGAGAUAAAUAUUUUCCUCAAAGUGAAAGACCAAUUUGAUUCGAUUUCUAUAAAUGAAGAUAAUAUUCUUGAAUUGUACGAUGAAAUUCAUUUAAAAAAUAAGUAUGGAAAGAUGUUGCUUUCUAAUUUUUUUAUUUUUUUAAAAAAAUUUUUAUUUUACCAAGUUAUCAACCAAUUUGAUUAUUUUCAUUAUAUAGAAAUAAUGCCUGUGUAUAUAAGAACAAAAAAUGGCACCAUGAAAUCCAGAAAUUAUAAUAUGGAGAAUAUAUUUUAUUCUUUGGUUGAAAAUGAAUAUAAGAAUGACUUACAAAUUAAUGAAGGAAUAAUACUUAUACGAAUCUUAAAACAGUACAAUAUAGAUAGUUAUAGAAAACGGGUUUACUAUUAUGAUUCGAAUUUUAUAUAUAAUGCCAUUAUGCACGAAGUACAUUUGUCUUAUUCUUCCUCUUCUACAUUUUCUAGUGUAAAAUUUGAGCCCCUACACUCACAAAAUGCCGAUGUGUCCAAACAGUUUCUAUCUUCAGAUCAAGAUAUAACAUUAAGUCUUAUUCUACUUGUCAAGAAUGACACAAACGUAAAAGAAUUUCUUGAACAGAUUUACUAUUUCGUUUUUCCAGAGGAAAUCUUUUUGGUUAGUCGGGAGUUAGAUAAACACAGAAUUAAAAUUAUGGGUUCUUGCAUCUACACCAAAGAAUCUCAGCCUCCAAUUUUUCAGGGAUUCUUUUCGAGGGGACUUAGCACAUACAUAUUGUUCAAAAUUCUGUCAUUUUUAAAACCACACAAGAAGCUCCUUUAUCUAUCGAUAGAAAAGGCACAGGACAGUAAAAACCAAAUAAGUUCUGAGAAAAUAGCCGAGCGCAUUUUGAACGUGACUCAGCAGCUUUACGAGGUUGUGCUCCUCUUUGAGCGAGACGCAAUUAUAAAAUUUGGGAAAUUUGAGCAUAGCGACGAAUGUGAUAUGUGCUUGUUGGGGUACCGAGGAUUGUACACUUUAUACAUGUGUAUAUUUAUCCCAAUUUUGAUAAGCAUAUUUAUUUGCUAUUACUUGCAUAAAAAGAAAAUUGGCUUGAAACAUAGCGUGCCUAAAAAGAAAAUUUCUCUUUUCCCUGGCAAGAUGAAAUCAAUUGAGCCAAAUAUAGUUACUCUUGACUUGUAA